This is a messenger RNA of Penicillium canariense, 843 nucleotides long. RefSeq lists its product as uncharacterized. Gene Ontology annotation, cellular component: nucleus. The record is from RefSeq and is a predicted model, not a curated record. The coding region runs from base 1 to 843 and encodes 280 amino acids. Gene Ontology annotation, biological process: synaptonemal complex assembly; meiotic recombination checkpoint signaling. NCBI's taxonomy places the organism in Eukaryota, Fungi, Ascomycota, Eurotiomycetes, Eurotiales, Aspergillaceae. The transcript is spliced from 6 exons.
AUGCGUGGCGACCAGUGUGGAGUUGCUGAAGGUGGUGCUGCACGCGACGGUAUGGAAAGUGCUCUAUUGGGGUUCUCCUUGAUCGAUGGCACAAAUGGUGCUGACUUCCUGGAACUUCUACCAGCUGAUUGCUUCGGUGCUCGAAAUUUCCCAACCGACUUGACCGAUGAGAAGUUCUGCUACCAAGAGCAUUUUCUCAAAGGCAGCUUCACGCCAGACCCCAACUAUUCUCCGCAAUGCGUGCACAUGGAUCGAAUCAUGGUGAUGGAGCGAGACAAGGAUGAGCGGAUGAACGCAAUUCUUAACCUCCUAGAGCAUGGGAUCUUCGAAGCGCUGAUGACGCGUAGACUCCAGGGCGUCCAAAUCGCGAUCUGCAAGAGCCAGGACGGUCGAACGAAUGUCUUCGAGACAUACACUAUCUCACUGGACUACAAUGGAAAUCGCGGACCCCCAGAUCGAAAGCUCGCCGGCAAGGAGAGUUGGCAGUCAUCUCUAGAGGCCAGGAAGGGCAUCAUGCGCAUGCUUCACAAGAUCACCGUGCUAGCAGAUGAACGAACCCUCGGCUUCCACCUCCUCUAUACCCCUGAUUGUCCAGAAGUUUAUCAAUCUCACGGCUUCGCGGAGACUUACGAUGAGCGAAUCAGCUACCCCCGACUUCCCAGUUGGACGAGAACAACUGUCACCUGUGGUGGCAUUGACACUGGAUCCUACACUGCUACUCUGAAAGUGACAUACCUCACACCUCCUAUCCCAUUGGGCGUUGAUUCUGUGGCUAUGCCUGAAUCGACUGCGCAGAGAUGUGACGACCGCAGAAGUCGAUUUGUUGAUCUCGGGUUUCUUUGA